This is a messenger RNA of Mandrillus leucophaeus (drill), 2601 nucleotides long. RefSeq names its product steroid-5-alpha-reductase, alpha polypeptide 2 (3-oxo-5 alpha-steroid delta 4-dehydrogenase alpha 2) (gene SRD5A2). The transcript has 5 exons. The record is from RefSeq and is a predicted model, not a curated record. Gene Ontology annotation, biological process: steroid biosynthetic process. Gene Ontology annotation, cellular component: membrane. Gene Ontology annotation, molecular function: 3-oxo-5-alpha-steroid 4-dehydrogenase activity. Lineage: Eukaryota; Metazoa; Chordata; Mammalia; Primates; Cercopithecidae. Bases 74 to 928 code for a protein of 284 amino acids.
GCCGCGCCAGGGCUGGCCGCGCCGAGGUGGGAGGCAGGAUGGAGGGGCGGGAGCCAAGGCCGAGGGGGCGGACAUGGGGUGGCGUCUGGCGCUCCAUAAAGGGAUUGCGGGGGCCGCGCUCUCUUCUGCUAGGGCAGCGGCCACCGGCGAGGAACACGGCGCGAUGCAGGUUCAGUGCCAGCAGAGCCCAGUGCUCGCAGGCAGCGCCACUUUGGUCGCCCUUGGGGCACUGGUCUUGUACGUCGCGAAGCCCUCCGGCUACGGGAAGCACACGGAGAGCCUGAAGCCCGCGGCUACCCGCCUGCCAGCCCGCGCAGCCUGGUUCCUGCAGGAGCUGCCUUCCUUCGCGGUGCCCGCGGGGAUCCUCGCUCGGCAGCCCCUCUCCCUCUUGGGGCCACCUGGGACGGUGCUUCUGGGCCUCUUCUGCGUACAUUACUUCCACAGGACAUUUGUGUACUCACUGCUCAAUCGAGGGAGGCCUUAUCCAGCUGUACUCAUUUUCAGAGGCAUUGCCUUCUGCGCUGGAAAUGGAUUCCUUCAAAGCUACUAUCUGAUUUACUGUGCUGAAUACCCUGAUGGGUGGUACACAGACAUACGGUUUUGCUUGGGUGUCUUCUUAUUUAUUUUGGGAAUGGGAGUCAACAUCCAUAGUGACUAUAUAUUGCGCCAGCUCAGGAAACCUGGAGAAAUCACCUACAGGAUUCCACAAGGUGGCUUGUUUACGUAUGUUUCUGGAGCCAAUUUCCUUGGUGAGAUCAUUGAAUGGAUCGGCUAUGCGCUGGCCACUUGGUCCCUCCCAGCACUUGCAUUUGCAUUUUUCUCAGUUUGUUUCCUUGGGCUGCGAGCUUUUCACCACCAUAGGUUCUACCUCAAGAUGUUUGAGGACUACCCCAAAUCUCGGAAAGCCCUUAUUCCAUUCAUCUUUUAAAGAAACCAAAUUAAAAAGGAGCAAAGCUCCCACAACGCUGAUGAAAACUGUCAAGCUGCUGAAACUGUAAUUUCCAUGAUAUAAUAGUCCUCCAUAUAUAUAUAUGUAUGUGCAUAUAUAAUAGUAGGUCUCCUGGCGUUCUGCCAGCUGGCCUGGGGAUUCUGAGUGGUGCCUGCUUAGAGUUUACUUCUACCCUUCCAGGGACCCCUAUCCUGAUCUCCAAUUGAAGCUUCAAAAAGCCACUUUUCCAAAUGGCAACGGUUGCUUCUUAGGUAUUGCUCUGAGAAAGUACAAACUUCUAUUUCUUUCACUGGGCAAUCCAAGUACACGUGGCUUCAUACCCACUCCCUGUCAAUGUAGGACAACUCUGUAAUCAAGAAUUUUUUGGCUUGAAGGCAGUGCUUAUAGACCUUAUUAAAGGUAUACAUUUUGUACGCAUACAGAGUAGCAGAGAUUUAAACUCUGAAGCCACACAGACCCAGAGCAAACCCACUCCCAAAUGAAAACCCCAGUCACGUCUUCCUUUUCCUUGGUUAAUUAGGAAAGAUGAGAAAUUAUUAGAUAGACCUUGAAUACAGGAGCCCUCUCCUCAUAGUGCUGAGAAGAUACUGAUGCAUUGAUCUCAUUUCAAAUGUAUGCAGUGUCUUAGUUGAUGAGUGCCUCUGUUUUCCAGAAGAUUUCACAAUCCCCGGAAAACUGGUAUGGCUAUUCUUGAAGGCCAGGUUUUAAUAACCACAAAGAAAAAGGCAUGACCCUGGAUGGCUGCUGGGAGAGUAGAGAACAGCAUGAUCCUGGAUGGCUACUAAGAGGAUAGAGAACAGUUUUACAAUAGACAUUGCAAACUUUCAUGUUCUUGGAAACUGGUGGCAAUAUCCAAAAAAAAAAAAAAAGUAAGUGUAAAACAGAGAGAAUUAAUGAUGAGGUUACAUGCUGCUUGCCUCCACCAGAUGUCCACAAUGAUGUGAAGUACAGCAGAAGCCCCAAGCAACUUUCCUUUCCUAGAACUUCUUCAUUGUAGUUCUCAGAACCUGUUCAAGAAGGUGUCUCCUAGGGGCAGCUUGAAUGCCUCGCUCACAUGAGCUGCAGGCAGAGGCUGAAAGUUGCAGACAGAAGGGCACAUCUGGGCAGAAAACCUGUUUUGUUUGCCUCAGACUUUUUUUGUUUUUUACAAAGUUUCAAAAAUGUAAAAAUUAGGAGAUUCCUUCAUAAAACUCUGGCAUUCUAAUUUCAUUUAAAAAGCUGGAGGAUCUGAGCAUUCAGAGCCCACAUUUCCACACCAGAACUGGAACUACGUAGCUAGUAAGCAUUUGAGUUUGCAAACUCUUGUGAAGCGGUCACCCCGGCAUGGGCGCUGAGAUAUGGACUCUCUAAGGAAGGGGCCGAACACUUGUAAUUGGAAUAUAUGGAAAUAUUUGUCUUCUCAGGCCUGUGUUUGUGGAAUGCAUUGUCAAUAUUUAGCAAACUGUUUUGAGAAAUGAGCACCAGUGGUAUUAAGUACAGAAACUCACUAUAUAAGUCACAGAGGAAACUUGGAAGGUCUGAGGAUGAUGUUGAUUACUGAAAAAUACAGAUUGCAAUCAUAUAAAUAAAUGUUCUUGUUGUUCAUUAAAUACCUUAAAAAUCAUAGAUGUUAAGUAAUUUUGUUUGAAUUAAAAUAUCCUGGGACUUCUGGA